Hippoglossus stenolepis (Pacific halibut) is the source of this 2110-nucleotide messenger RNA. It is a transcript of the gene ccdc17, whose product is annotated as coiled-coil domain containing 17. The coding region runs from base 190 to 2037 and encodes 615 amino acids. The record is from RefSeq and is a predicted model, not a curated record. Lineage: Eukaryota; Metazoa; Chordata; Actinopteri; Pleuronectiformes; Pleuronectidae. The transcript is spliced from 14 exons.
ACGUCUGUGAAGUUCAGGACAAUGAGAGAAAUUUGUGUUUUUGUUGUGAGAAUUGUGUUCACGCUUUUCUUUUGAAGAACUUAAUCUUGCUUUUGUGAAACACUUUUAAGUGAGUGAGUCUUACUGUAUUUCAGUUCAUGGGUAUUAGGAGGGGAUCAGUCCUACCUCGAGGUAACCAGAGGUCAUCGGAUGGAGAAGACGUUGAUCUGCCGAGCCUGUAACAUGGUGUUUCGCUCCACCAGGCUGCUGGAGAAACACACAGCGAUGUUCUGCAUCGGUGGGGAGGUGGAGAGCGGAGGUGGAGGUGUCGACGCUAAACAGACCAGAGCUCCUGAUCUCGUUCAGACGAGGGGUCAGCGACGAAUCCCCGUCACGAGGAGCCGUGCUGAGGCCGAGCUGGAGUCGGGACCAGAAGACAAACGGGCGAACGCUCAGACGGACGGUGCUGCUCUGCGGAAUCUAACUGACGAGCCGAGCCGACGUCAUCUGGGUCACACCGAGAGGCUGAAGGAGAUGAGGGAGAUGGCGACGCUCCACGAGCGCCAAGUGGCCCUGAUACACGCUCACAACCGGCAGCUGGAGCAGCAGAGAGACGAGCUGGCCCAUCAGGUCUCUGUCCUGAGUGAGCAGAGCCGCUCGAGUCAGCUGGACAAUCUGCUGAUGGAGCUGAGGGAGCAGGAGGAGAGGAACGAGGAGACACUGCAAGCACUCGCUCGACAUCUCCAUGCAUUACAUGUGCGACCUGCUAAUCAGACAGAUCCAGCCGAGAAUCAAAAGAUGCAUCCUGACAACUACAAGCUCAUUACUUGUGCGGAUGGCCCGCUCUCUGCCCAGAUAAAGUAUACAGCCCUGCGACAGACGGACUCGCAGUCAGGUGGGUCAGAUCCAGCCAUUGUGGCGCAGAUGACUGACCUGCAGGCAGAAGCCCAAAGUCUGGAGGGGAAUCACUCAGCAGCAGCAGCAGCAGUGUCUGCCGAGGACAGGAGCAGGAAGGUGAGGCCUCGUCUGCCGGGUCCGAGCUGGGAGCUGCUGGCUCUGGAGCAGGAGAACCAGAGGCUGGAGGAGGAGAUCCUCAGGAUGCAGCUGGACAGAGAGAGAAAACAUGACAACGAAGCAGUGAGGACUGAGCAUUGGUUGAUUCAGAGGGAGAAGCUCCAGCAGAGUUUACAAGCGGAGGUGGAGAGAGGUGGAGAAGCUCCCUGGUCCUGCAGACAACCUCCUCCUCCACCUCUGCUCCCACUUCAAGCUCCUUUUUCUCUGCUCCAGACGAGAUCCUUCUCCUCUACGUCAGGGAGACACGUGAUGGACCCACUGGACUCUCUGGGUCCAGCUCCCUACGACCCUGCAGCUGGUUUUGUGGUUUUCUUUGACCUGGCUCUGGGAGUCGAUGCCUCUCAGAGAGCGCUGCGCCUGGUGGCAGCUCUCUACUCUGAGGGUGUGGAAGUGGGACCCCCGACUCCACUGCCCCCUUUCCAGUGUCUGCCGGGAUCAUCUUCACCUUACACCCACAGCCUCGCCCCUGGAAACUACGCUCUUCUGUCAGUGAAACAGCCCGUUCCCAGGAUCCAGCCGUCAGCGUCCCUCUGCCUGGUGGUGGAGGUGCAGGCAGCCAGAGAUCUGGAUGUUCAGAACCAGGAGGUGUUCAGACAGUCGCCCUCUGGCUGGACACGACUGGAACUCUUCGAUCAACACAACCAGCUCUGCAGUGGCCACUGGAGGAUGCCAGUGCGCUGUCUGCCUGUUAAACCUUCACUCAGCAUCGCCCAGCUCAACACAAUACACCAGGUGGGAAACAUGGAGGUGUGUGUACGUUUGGCAAACAGCCGAGACGAGGACACGCAGACCCUCGUGAAGCCGGACCCUGCCAGCACCAGGCACUACACAUAUCAGGCUGUAGUGUCCUCUCUCCACGCGACUGGACAAGCAGCUCCGGCAGUUUCAGCUCCACAGCCGACAGAGGUGAAUCAUCUCUGCUCCCCGCUGAGCUCGACCCAUCACACAAACCCUCCACCCACAGACGGAGCCGGUCAGAGUUAACAGAGACAGACAUGACACUCAGGAAAUGGACAGUGGGGAUCAAACUGUGAUUACUGUUCCUCUCCUCCUCUGA